AUGGAAAGCAUGCAGCCGAUAACGACAAAGCACUGUGCUUCAAUUGUGGCAAACAAAUAUCGAGUGAUACGCAAUAUUGGGAAGGGCGCAUUCGGCGGCGUUUACUUGGGCGAGUGUAUUAAGAACGGCGAUGAGGUGGCCAUUAAGUUCGAGAACGCCAAUGCGCCUGGGAGCCACCUUGAUCAAGAGGCCCGUUUAUAUCGUUGUUUAAAUGGUGACGCCGGCUUUCCACGCAUGCGCGACUUUGUUCAGGAUACGAAGAAUAAAAUGUUGGUUAUAGACCUGCUCGGUCCAUCGUUGGAGGAUCUCUUCAACUAUUGCAAACGUCAUUUUACUGUCCAGACAGUUGUGAUGCUGACCAUUCAGAUGAUAUGUCGCCUGGAGUAUGUGCAUUCAAAGUGUUUCAUUCAUCGUGAUAUUAAGCCCGAUAACUUUCUCAUGGGCAUCGGAUCCAACUACAACAAUCUUUUCCUGAUUGAUUUUGGCUUGGCCAAAAGAUAUUGCGAUCCAAAAUCGCGCAUCCACAUAGUUUGUUGUGAAAAACAGAGCUUUGCGGGCACGGCUCGCUAUGCCUCGAUCAACACCCAUCUGGGCAACCAGCAGUCGCGUCGUGAUGAUAUGGUAUCCCUAGGCUAUGUCAUGGUAUACUUGGGUCUGGGCUCACUGCCCUGGCAGGGCCUCAAAGCCAACAGCACGCAUCAGAGAUUGGAAAAAAUCUUCGAAGUGAAGAAGUCCACUUCGAUCCCGGUGCUCUGUAGCGGCUUACCGCCUGAGUUCGCAAUGUAUUUGAAUUAUAGCUCAUUCCUUUCUUGUUUAGAUUUCGAUCAGCGGCCAGACUACAUACAUUUACGACAAUUAUUCUAUAAACUGAUGAGAUCUCUCAAAGGUGAACACAAUUUCGUUUACGACUGGAUAUUGCUAAGAAAUAAAAAUGACACUAGUCGUCAGACAGAGCUAUUGGGCCAGCCUGAUGGUGAUAAAGAAAACGAAAAAAGGAGCCAAUGUGAACCCACGACCCACAAAAAGAAAAAAUCAGAAUGA
Molecule: messenger RNA, 1041 nt
Organism: Scaptodrosophila lebanonensis
Lineage: Eukaryota; Metazoa; Arthropoda; Insecta; Diptera; Drosophilidae
Product: casein kinase I-like
Exons: 4
Coding region: 1-1041 (346 amino acids)
Biological process (GO): signal transduction; peptidyl-serine phosphorylation; negative regulation of canonical Wnt signaling pathway
Cellular component (GO): cytoplasm; nucleus
Molecular function (GO): protein serine/threonine kinase activity; ATP binding
Source: RefSeq, a predicted model, not a curated record